AUGCUUAUCCAGUCAACUUUCUUGUACCUCGCGUACGCUCUUACCUUCGUGCUCGCUCUUCCUCAGAAUCCGAGUGAUCUCUCGGAGGACUGUCCAGAGAUCAUUCCAGGACCUGGUCUUCCAAGUCUCGCCUCCCUCAACCUCACUUCGGCCGAUCUGUGCAAGUCGCCCGAGGAAUUUCAGAUGGAGCGCUACGGCUAUGUGGAUCCUCAACUUGCGGGCUCGAUAUCCAAGCUCAGCUCCAGGCAAACCACGGGCCCAUGGUGCGGGAGUAGGACCAUCUCCCCUUCAAAAGCAAAGUAUUGCUACAAUUACCUCUAUUCCCUCGGGAACACCGCCUGUGCCGUCGGACCGCUGUACGGUGCUAGAUUCUGCACAGCAGGAGGCGGUAACGACGUCGCCUGGUAUGGAAACUCACUCAAUGCACAACGGUCUGAAUCGCCCUGCCGCGAUGUUGCCCGUGGAGGACAGUGGGUCCUUGAUAAUUGCGUCAUACACAACUCGCCGUUGGGCCGCCUCCAACAAGAAGGCUCAAACUUUGCAGCCGGGAGCACCAAUAUCGUCGUGCGAAUUGAGAAUUUGUAA
Molecule: messenger RNA, 585 nt
Organism: Coprinopsis cinerea okayama7#130
Lineage: Eukaryota; Fungi; Basidiomycota; Agaricomycetes; Agaricales; Psathyrellaceae
Exons: 4
Coding region: 1-585 (194 amino acids)
Source: RefSeq, a predicted model, not a curated record